AUGGAUUACUCUAAGAAACAAUAUUGCAAAAUCAAAAAUGAGUUAAGACAAUAAAUUAUUCACAAGAUUCUAAAUGAAAAAAAAACCAUAAUGGAAGUAUUCUACUUUUAAUGAUUUAGGUGGCAUAAGAGUACAAUAUCUUAUAAUCUACUUGUAAAUCGAUAAUAAACACGUUUUAGAGAGAGGGUAGAGUGGGUAAAAAGCCAAGUAGAAUCAGAAAGGUUCGAAAAGUAAUAAGGACAUACGAAAUUGUAUUAAAUCCACUAUAUCCUUCGAUGUCAACAAUUCUUUCAUCAUAAAAAACAGAAAAUUGUAUAGAAAAUUCAAAUAUAGGAUAAAAAGAAAAAACUAAUUAAAACGAGAAAUUUACUGAAGAAAAGGAGCUAAAAAAUUUCUGUCUAAUUUAAAAAUGGUGUGAAGAGAUUCAAAAAUAAGUAAUUUUACUAUCUAAUUCAAAUUAAUUCUUUCAAAGUCCAAUGAAUUUGACACAGAUAUGA
This is a messenger RNA of Paramecium octaurelia, 497 nucleotides long. Lineage: Eukaryota; Ciliophora; Oligohymenophorea; Peniculida; Parameciidae. The record is from the annotation of a GenBank genome assembly.